UGGGUCGGGUCCUAAUGGAUAGACAAUAUGGUUCAUCACUCAUGAUUCCACUAAAUUCCACUAAAUGGGACAAUGUGCCACCGUUUGAAAAGUAAUCUCUUCACCUCCACGCUUCCAUUCACCUCCUCCAAUGAUUACUUUCCUCUAAUGCUUCCUUACUUUCUCAAUACACUACCUCCAUCACCUCUCUCUACCCAUCAACCCAAUAUAUCGACAUUUGCCCGUUUCGCCACCGCUCCUCUAUAAUCGAGCAAUUGAUGGGUUUCUUUGCAGAUAAGAAGCAUAAUCGUUGUUUCAUAUUGAUGCCCUAACUCCAUACCACCGGUUUUCUAUGAACUGUUUGCUCCCCAUAUUCUAAUUUAGGUUUUGAUAACUGAUAAUCCAUCUCGGACCUUCACUUUGGCGCUCUUAUCUUCCCUGGCUUUCUUUGGAUGGUUUUGUUGAGGAUUGGAACACCACACAAUUAUAAGUUUUGGAAUCUCUUUUGACAAUCUAUGGUUUCAUAUUAAAAGCAAAUUAGAGAGAGACGAGUCUACCACUGGAACGGAUACCAGUGAACCAGAAAUACAUGCUCAUGCACAUUAAUAUACUGCCCGGCAUUAAAGAUGCUCUAGUUGGAGUUACACAGACGUCUUUUUUUCAUCAACAGAAGGGGGCAACUGCAGCAUCUAUUUCUUCGCCACUUUUGGUCAUCAUAAAUCACCUUCAAAAUUGGAUUGAGAACAAUCAACCGUUUUCGUUUUGCUUAAUUAAUCUCACAAAAGAAGUAAGAAAUAUGGCAGAAGUUCAGCUGCCCACUUACGACAUCAUCAUCUUCGGAGCAUCUGGUUUCACAGGCAAAUAUGUUGUCAGAGAAGCUCUCAAGUUUCUUGAUUCGCCGAAUUCGCCUCUCAAAACCCUCGCUCUAGCCGGUCGGAACACUUCUAAACUCUCCCAAACCCUAAAAUGGGCUGCCACAUCUCACCCCACAGUCCCCCUCCUCAUUGCCGACACAUCUGAUCCAUCCUCUCUCCGCCGCAUGGCUUCCCAAGCUAAGCUCGUCCUCGAUUGUGUUGGCCCUUUUCGCCUUUACGGUGAGCCCGUCGUCGCUGCCUGUGUUGAAGCGGGGUGCGAUUACCUGGAUAUUUCAGGUGAGCCGGAGUUCAUGGAGAGGAUGGAAGCCGUGUACCAUGAGAAGGCGGUGGAGAAAGGUAGUUUGGUGAUCUCGGCAUGUGGGUUUGAUUCGAUUCCGGCAGAAAUAGGGUUGAUGUUCAAUUCCAGGCAAUGGGUUUCGCCGGCAGCUCCCAAUCGGGUUGAAGCCUACCUGUCCCUUGAAUCGGAUAAAAAGAUAGCAGGUAAUUUUGGGACUUUUGAGUCUGCGGUUUUGGGAGUGGCUAAUGCUGAUAAGCUGGCGGAGCUUCGACGAUCAAGGCCCAAAAGAGCUCGACCUACGAUCCCGGGUCCUCCUCCUCCAAAAGGAUCAACCAUAGAACACCAAAAACAGAUCGGACUUUGGGCUGUGAAACUCCCAUCAGCCGACGCCACCGUUGUCCGGAGAACGCUUUCCAUCCUUACAGAAAACCCAAACGGUCUUGAAGGAGUCAACGAGGAUCCUAAACACGCAGAGAAACGCUCCUCCUUUUGGUCUACAAUAAAACCUGCUCAUUUCGGAGUAAAGAUUGCCACCAAGAAUCUUCUGGGUAUGAUUGGAAUCAUCGCCACCGGGAUAUCAAUUGGGCUUCUGGGCAGCUUCUCAUUCGGGAGGUGGCUUCUGUUGAAAUUCCCCUCUUUUUUCAGUUUCGGAGGGUUCAGAAAGCAAGGUCCCACAGAGGAAGAAGUCGCUAGCGCCAGUUUCAAGAUGUGGUUCAUCGGCCAUGGCUUCAGCGACGCCAAUCUUGCUUCUCAGGCGACAUCAAAGCCUGAUAAAGAAAUCAUUACGAGAGUAAUGGGCCCUGAAAUUGGGUAUUUAACAACUCCCAUCACUCUAAUUCAAUGUGCUCUGAUCCUUUUGAAGCAGCGCCAAGAUCUUCCAAAAGGCGGCGUCUUUCCUCCCGGGAUCAUUUUUGGCCCAACCGACCUUCAAGAUCGACUACAGGAGAACGGGAUUUCGUUUGAUUUGAUUUCAAAAACCGAUAUUAAUAAUGUGUCUACAUAAAGCUCUUUUCUCAAAAUUUUAUGCAAUAAAACCUUCUUAUAACACAUAAAACGUUAGCUACAUCUUACAACAAUCCUACCAAAAUACAUUUUUUAUUUUUCAUUCAAGGUGGUCGUGAGGCUUAAACGACAUGAACAUAGCCGCAUAAUGUUGAAGCCGGGCAUUAUUCCUCGAACCAUGGUUCAAUGUCCCCCUCCUUGUUCUUGAAACAUAAUGGCGCCAUGCAAUUUGUAUAUUAACAGCAGCCCAUGUUCUCCAGUUUGAUGAAUAGUACCUUGCCCUUCGCUUCAUUUUUUCAUUAACAAAAUUGUAACGAAAAUGAUUAGUGAUGUACCUUAGAUGUUUAGCAUCUAGUGCAAAUGCUUCUGUUGGCUUGACACACGUGAAUGUAGCAGUUGCAGCAGGAAAACGGUCUAUAAAUGGAACACGAAGGCACCAUGAAAGUAGCUCAUCUCCAAAGAAACUCCCUGGUUCUAAUGUGCUUGUUGCAACCAUCCCUCGACUUAGUAAUUGGGUUCUUUUUACUUUUCCAUCAACUAUAAACACCAUUCUCUCCACAGGAUCUCCUUCUCUGAUAAUCUGCAUGCC
Lactuca saligna is the source of this 2722-nucleotide messenger RNA. The record is from the annotation of a GenBank genome assembly. Lineage: Eukaryota; Viridiplantae; Streptophyta; Magnoliopsida; Asterales; Asteraceae.